Messenger RNA from Chondrus crispus (carragheen), 1380 nucleotides. RefSeq lists its product as hypothetical. Bases 1 to 1380 code for a protein of 459 amino acids. The record is from RefSeq and is a predicted model, not a curated record. The transcript is spliced from 3 exons. Gene Ontology annotation, biological process: DNA integration. Gene Ontology annotation, molecular function: nucleic acid binding. Lineage: Eukaryota; Rhodophyta; Florideophyceae; Gigartinales; Gigartinaceae.
AUGCCCUUCGGGCUUACCAAUGCGCCAGCGACGUUUCAGAGAGCUAUGGAUAUCGUGCUCUCUCCGUUCCGCUGGAAAUGCUGUCUGACCCAGCUCAGGAGCUUCUUGGGACUCUGCAAUGUCUACCGCAGAUUUGUCCCACAUUACGCGAAAAUCGCGCAUCCGCUCAAUCAACUAUUGAAGAAGGGACAACCGGUCCAGUUGGAAGGAUUCGACGAACCGUGCAAGAAAGCUUUUCAUAAGCUCAAGGACGCCAUCUUGGCACCGCCAGUGUUGGCGCUGCCGAAGAAGGACCUACCCUACUCGGUAGAUACCGAUGCAAGAGACUACCAAAUAGGCGCUGCACUAUUUCAAACACACCCGGAUGCGCAACGCAAACCCAUCGGGUUCUUUUCAAGAACGUUAGCCGCAGCCGAGAGAAACUAUUCUGUAUCAGAAAAAGAAUGUCUAGCGGAAAUUUGGGCCGUACAGACUCUAAGACCAUAUCUAUAUGGCGAGCACUUCAUUGUGCAUACCGACCAUGCCUCAUUGAGGUCGUUGAUGAACGUAACCGACCCCAGCGGGAGAUUAAUUCGAUGGAGGCUACGCCUCUCGGAAUUUGAUUUCGAAAUCAAGUACAAGAAGGGCAAGGCUAACAGCCAAGCUGAUGCAUUGUCAAGACUACAGACCGCUGGAGAAACCGUCGACGAAAUCGACGACGAAAUUCUAUGCUUUAUGGCCGAACCGGCCGAGGGAACAGUGGAGGACGAGGACAAUUCUGACGCGUUAGACGACAUCCUCGCUUUUAAGGGGGGGCCGCCUCUGAUCGCCUCGAUCAAUUCCAAGCUGGACCGCGUCCUAGGGUUGAGCCAUUACGCAAAAUUGGCAGGUCACCCGGGAGGCAGGAAACUUUACAAGACAUUGAGAAGAUAUUUUUAUUGGCCUACGAUGGCCCUAAACUGCUACGCAGUCGCGAAGAAUUGCGCCACAUGCGCGCGGGAAAGGGUGAAGUUAAGAAGAAACACGAAGCAAAUGAAGCUGUUCACGCCCAAAGCUCCGCUGGAGUUUGUCGCCAUCGACAUCCUCGGCGAGCUAAUUACAACUAAACGAGGAAAUCGGUAUAUUCUCGUGAUCAGCGAUCGAUAUUCGAAACUGGUACGAACCGUACCGUUGAAGAAGAUAUCAGCUGCGCACAUCGCACAAGCCUUCGUUCACCAUUGGGUAUUCGUGUACGGACCGCCGGUCAAGCUGCUGUCCGACAAUGGAACACAGUUCACGGCCCGGUUCUUUCAGAACGUCUGUCGAAUUCUCGGCAUACGCAAUGUGUUCACGACUACGUACCACCCGCAAGCCAACGGCCAAGUUGAGAGGUUUAACCGCACGCUGACUUCCGCGUUGUGA